Messenger RNA from Spinacia oleracea (spinach), 1362 nucleotides. RefSeq lists its product as uncharacterized. Gene Ontology annotation, molecular function: nucleic acid binding; zinc ion binding. The transcript has a single exon. The coding region runs from base 1 to 1362 and encodes 453 amino acids. The record is from RefSeq and is a predicted model, not a curated record. NCBI's taxonomy places the organism in Eukaryota, Viridiplantae, Streptophyta, Magnoliopsida, Caryophyllales, Amaranthaceae.
AUGGCUGAGGAAAUUGCACAAAUCUGCUCUAAGCUGAGUAUAGAGGACGUAGGGGGAGACAUUAUUGACCUAGGAGCCAUAACCGCAGAUGAAGAGGAUGAGAAACUAACCCUAAUGCUUGUGGGGAGAUUGCUAACGGAGAGAUCGUAUAAUGUGGAAGAUUUUAAGCGUACUAUGAUGAGUGUCUGGAGUCCUGCUCAUGGCAUGGUGAUUAGGGUUUUGAGCCCUAAUUUGUAUGCCUUCCAAUUUUUCCACUGGCGAGACAAGGAGAGGGUGCUAGAAGGAAGACCGUGGUGCUUUGACAAUAUGUUGAUUCUGUUGAAGGAGAUGGACGGAGACGAACAGCCUGAGAAGGUCACAAUUACUCACUCUCCUUUCUGGGUUCGGGUCAAAAAUCUACCGUUCAAUUGUAGGUCGGAUGCUUAUGUAAGGGCAUUAGCUGGAGGAAUGGGGGAGGUGAUCAAAUUGGAGGAAGACUCGUUGGGGGUAGGUCGUUACCGCCGGGUGAAAAUCAUGCUUAACACUCGGCUGCCCUUAAAACAGGAGCAGAGAAUCAAAGACAAGAAGGGGAGGGAGGUGAAGGUGGAGUACGUGUAUGAGAGGCUACCAUACUUCUGUUUCGCGUGCGGUGUAAUGGGCCAUUCGGAGAGGGAAUGCCAUGCAGUAUUGGAGGAGGAUAAGAAAAAGAAACUGGGUUGGGGACCGGGACUAAAGGCGACACCGAGGAAAGGGAGGGCUAAGGAGGUGGAGGAAAUAGAGAGCAUUGUCUCGGCCAAGAAGGCGUUGUUUGUGACGAAAGGCAGUGGGGACAAAGAAAAGGGCGAGACAGUGGAGAAGGAGACAUCGAACAACACUAGUGUGGAAGCUCUCUUAGAGGGGAGGAUCGAGAAGGGGAAGCAUGAGGAGAAGACAAAGGCCAAGUUACUGACCCUGACUGUGAGUGAAAACAUCCCCCCAGGAACUAACAAGCCAAAUGAGGUGGAGAUACCCCAAGAGGACUCUACGGGAACCUUUGAACAAGUAAACCAAACCACUACCUUGUCCUUUGUAAUGGGGACGACUGGAGGCAAGGAGAAGAAAGGAGGUGGGAGGUCAUGGAAGAGACAAGCAAGGGACACGGGGAGAGUGCAGCAGGUGGGACACACAACCACUGGCAUGCAGAAACGUAACCUGGAGAAUGUAGACAUGGAGAUUGAGAACGAUGAUGGGUUUGGGAAGCGAGCAAAGCAGGGCUCCCUCUCAGAAGUACUUCUCACUAAUCCGGCGGAGGUUGGGGCAGACCAACCCGCCACGCCCAAUGAAUCUUUUAUGCUGGAACUGUCGGGGUAUGGGCAAUCCCCGAUCAGUUCGCCAGCUCCGUAA